ACACGAUGUCGGUCCCGGCGGUGUUGGGUCGUAUCUUGGGCCAGCGUGCGAUCCUGGACUCCGUGAGCCGGCUGUGCGCACCACUAGCUCAGCUCCAGGUCCAGCAGCAGCGGGACUACUUCAAGCUCGUGGAAAAACCGAAACCUGGUGUCAAAGGAAAGUCUUAUCGCAGGAUAGUUCACUUCAAGGACAAGUAUACCAUCGAGCCCUUGGAAGUUACCAAUCUCGGUGGCAGAGAUCCUGUUACGGGUCGGAAAGUGGUCAUUGGUAUUGGUGGUGGUAUAAAGCACAAAUAUCAUUGGAUCAACUGGAGGAGGGAUGGACCAUCUGAUCUCAAUGAGAGUCCAAAGGAAGAAAAAGUCUUACAAGUCUUUAAAGAUGGUUGCCGCACCAGUCAUGUUGCUCUUGUUGGGAGUGGAAAAGAAUUGUAUUACAUUCUUGCCACCGUGAACAUGAAACCUGGAGAUAUUCUAAGAACUCACAAAGGAAUCCCUCGUAUUCCUCGAAAUCCCAAUGAAGGUGACUGCUAUGCACUGGGAUCUUUGCCAAUAGGUACUCAAGUCAACUGUGUUGAAAAAUACGUUGGAUGGGGUGGUUGCCUGAUGCAUGCAGCUGGAACUUUUGGUACCAUUACAAAGAAAGACAAAAAUCGUGUGGUUGUGAAAGUACCAAGCAAGAGGGAGUUCAGCUUAGAUGAGUAUUGCAUGGCAACUGUAGGUCGAUUAUCCAAUGUAGAACAUAGCUCAACACCUAUUGGAAGUGCUCAAAAAAAUCGAGAAUUAGGUAACAGGCCUAGAAGUGGCUUAUGGCAUAGGAAAACUGGCAAACAUGGGCGUAAAAUCAAACCACUACCACCUAUUACGUCAUUUAAUCUUCACGAGUAUAAACCACCAGGAACUAUACAAUUAACUUUGAGUGGUUUGUAAAAUGCUGUUUUUUGAUUGAGGAAAGUUUGUAAAUAUUUUUUCUAGAUUAAUCAAGAUUCAUAGAACAGGUAAUGAUUGUUAAACAUCACUUGUAAUAAAAAAUGAAGGUUCUAAUGGA
This is a messenger RNA of Copidosoma floridanum, 1044 nucleotides long. RefSeq names its product mitochondrial ribosomal protein L2 (gene mRpL2). Gene Ontology annotation, cellular component: mitochondrial large ribosomal subunit; ribosome. The record is from RefSeq and is a predicted model, not a curated record. Gene Ontology annotation, biological process: mitochondrial translation. Gene Ontology annotation, molecular function: structural constituent of ribosome; RNA binding. NCBI's taxonomy places the organism in Eukaryota, Metazoa, Arthropoda, Insecta, Hymenoptera, Encyrtidae.